AGAUAUUUUAUCCGAAACUUUCCUUAAACGGACGAAAGUCCUUCCUUUCUUUUACUCUCUCUUUAUCGAUCUGUCUCUCUCAGCCUGCAAUUCUUCCAAUGAUCAAGGUGCCAGACUCAGAACAUUUGUUUAGUUCAAUUGACGUAUAUGAUAAACCAGAAUAUUUGGCUUAGCUUUGCAUCAACCUAGUGUUAUCGUUUUAUUUCAAUUAUGCUAUACCAUCUGUUUCUUAAUUGGCUCAUUGUGCUCUUAUUUUCUACGCGAAGUUCUCGUUUUUUAGGAUUUUAGAUUUAGACACUGUUUGCUAUAAUUUAGGGGGCAUGAUAUUUGAUAUAGGCCUUUUUAGUGGGAUGGCAGGAGACUUUGGGUUUACUUGUACAUACGAGCAUUAGGAUCGUGUUAGGUUAUUUUUAUCUCAAGCCGUUCCUCAUCAACGAAAGCCGUUCCACAGAGCAAAGACGCGUACGGGGCCAAUAGAUUUUUGGUUUGCGGAACUUCUUGUAUAUCUGGUCUCCCAUGGACGAGGCAUCUGGUUGCGCUUCAAGCCAUGCAUGGAUUUGGGUCAUUGAAGCUCUUGCAAGCUUCAAGGAAGUCGAUGUUUCCAUUUUACAUGAUUUGAUUAAAAUGGCUCCAGAUUUACCUGAUAAUUUGGGGAAAAACAUGAGGGAAAUGCUGGCUUUGAGAUGUUUGGAGGUUUUAUUUGGUCCUAGUAAUGGGAUCACAAAAGAUGGUUGUUCCUCCCUAGCUUCAAACGUUGGGUUUGAUAUAUCAAAAAGCUGUGAAGAUGUUCUCGAGCACAUAGUGCAGGAGACUUCGUUAUCAGAUCUUAAAAUGGCUGGACCAGAGCUGUCAAAAUGGGAUGCUCGCCCCUUUAUAAUCUAUAAAAGAGCCUGUAUGCCUAAACUUGCCUUACAACAGCUGAAAGAUUCACUUCUUGAUGGCAGUCAUCCUUAUGCUGAUUCUUUGAAGGUAAGGAGUGGAUUGCCAUUAACAAAUGCAGGUGAAAUAGUACCUGUGUAUAAUGGUAAGCACAGUGCACUCACACAGAGAGUUAAUAGGAGCUUUUUUGACACUCAACAUAUGGGAUUGAAAGGGAACAUGAUGCCUAGAAUUGCUGAGGGUAGGAAAAAGCUACUGGAAAACAAUUCAUGUACUGGGAUUUUACUAGACUCCAAGAGGAAAAGGGAUGCAUCGGCUACUGAAAAUAUGGAUGAAGACUUCCAUCAAAACCGAAAUAUUUUAGAUGCUUGUGAUGAUCCUAAUAUAAAUGGCAAGAGGCAGAAGCAAUUUGCUUCAUCCACAAUUCAGUCCAGAGAAGUGAGCUCAGUUCCUCUAAAUGAAACAGAGCAUGUAGAGUUUCCAUCUGAAGGAGUUAUGCUGGUUGCUGGAACAGAAAGUUGUGGCUUGGCUAAGUAUCAGAUAGGAAGCCUGGAAGAAGUCAGGGUUCUAGGGGAUAAUCAUGAUGAGCAUACUGCCUCCAUGAAAUGUGGGCAUAUUGCUGAUGAUGAAUUCAACAAUAUUCAAUCAGAGAUUCCUGAUGUCGGUACUAUUAUGCCUUCAGAUAUAUAUGGAGAUGAAGUCAGAGAUGAUAGGGAACAAUGUGCUGAACUUAGAACUUCAAGUGGUCCUCUCUUGGUCAAGACUCGAGGAAAUGAAUCCCAAUGUAACUAUGAAAACCAGUUUCAACUAAAAGCACAAUGUUCUGCAUCUCUCAAUGGAUGCAAAGAGAAGAUCAUUGCACAUGAAGCUGAAGAGGAUAUGGACCAUUGUUGUGAAGUAGGGAUAUCAAGUGAUAGUGAGGGGUCUCACAAUGGUGAUAUUGAUGUCUUCUUUGAGAAAAAUGAGUUUUUGAGCUCUUGGGCAACAAACAGUUAUGAUCCAUCAACUGCUUGGACAUUCCAAGGUCUUUGUAUGAAGUGUAAUGAAGGUGGUCAGCUGUUGGUAUGUAGCACAAGUAAUUGCCCGGUGAUGGUUCAUGAGAACUGUUUGGGUUCCUCACCCAGCUUUGACAACAAUGGUAAAUUUUACUGCCCCUUCUGUGCAUAUUCCCUUUCUAUUUCAGAGUACCUUGGAGCUAAGAAAAAGGCCUCCUUGGCAAGGAAAGAAUUAACUAUGUUUUUUCGUAUGGGUUUGGACCAAAAGCCAGAGCAACUUACUGAGACAUUGCAUAGAGAAAAGCAUAAUCUUUCAAGGCAAAGUGGAGAUGAGGAUCUUCUUGUCAAAAGUCAUGAAAAUGGGUACUUGGAAGAGAGAGUAAAUGGUCAGACUGGUCACGAAUGGGAACAUGCAAAUGAAGUCAAUAAUUUUCAUUGUAGAAGAAGUAUAGAUGAUAAGCAACAAGCAGAACCUUCUGCAUUAUAUGAUAAUGUCAAUUCAGCAUUUAGGGAGGAAGAGCCAGCUGAAAUUACCAGGACACUAAAUGCAUUAACUGAAGAGAAAGAAGGGCAAGAAAAAAUUAUCCAAGCUGUAAGAGUGGUUGAAGGAGACAACCAAGAAGCAGCUGAGCAUGAUGGUCAUAAUUCAUCCUGUAGAAGCACAUAUAUUAUUCCUGUCAAUCAAAGUCCCGUGGAGGAAGAACUCCAGCAGGAUGUUUUUGAGCAACACAUUGCUGACCCACCAGAGGAACCUGUUUGUGCACUUGAUACUCAUGCAGAUGGUGAUAAUUUAUCCUGUAGAAACACAGAUGUUAUUCCUGGAAUUCAGAGACAAUCAAAGGAACAAAUCCAGCAGGAAGUUUUAGAGCAACGGUUUGCCGAGCCAACAAAGGAACCUGUUUGCGCACUUGAUGCUUAUGCAGAGGAAACUUCUGAAGAGGAAAAUGAGAAGUCUAUCAUUUCUAAUUAUUUUAUAAGAUUCCGAAAGAAAGAGAGGCUUGAUACUUACCCAGUAAGUCCUCGGUUAAGGCGAAAGAAAGUUCCGUGGACAGCUGAGGAGGAAGCGAUACUGAAGGAAGGAGUGGAGAACUUUUCAAACACCAAUGACAGAAAUAUUCCAUGGAAGAAGAUUUUAGAAUUUGGUGGCAAUGUGUUUCUGCGCAUUCGGACAACAGUAGACUUAAAGGAUAAAUGGAGGAACUUGUGUAAAGUGGGCCCAAGAGUAUACUCGGAUUUGGGUGCACAGGCUUUGAUUCAACAACCCAGCACGCCCAAUUCCAAGGAAGAGUGGAAGGAAGUCAAGAAUCGCAGAAAGGGAAAGAGGCGAAGGCACAGUGCAAUAAUAAAUUAGUAUAAAUAUAGAGAAACUAAUAUAAAGGUCUGCUAGUUGUUCUGGGAAAAAAAAAAAAAAAAAAAAGUAGUCAUUCUAACAAGCCAAUAAUUCCUGUAAUAGCACCCAUCACAGGAAAUCAAACAUACAAUUAUUUCUAAUUAUUCUAUAAGAUUCCGAAAGCAAGAAAGGCUUGAGUAAGUUGUUUAUAUGCCUAGUUCAUGUUUCUAUAUCUUUUAUCAUCU
Juglans microcarpa x Juglans regia is the source of this 3449-nucleotide messenger RNA. RefSeq lists its product as uncharacterized. Lineage: Eukaryota; Viridiplantae; Streptophyta; Magnoliopsida; Fagales; Juglandaceae. The transcript has 8 exons. Bases 517 to 3225 code for a protein of 902 amino acids. The record is from RefSeq and is a predicted model, not a curated record.